AAUUUCUUCGCGCUUUUUGAACUGAUCUCCUAGGUCUGCUAACCUCGGCGAACAUUCGGCAGCCGGAAAAAUCUAUGAGUCGCCGUCGAUCGGUUCCCAUCCAGAAUUAGGGUACCACAUAGGGCUUGUAUUGGCAUUUUGUUGCCCUUAGACUGAAAAAAAUGGAAGUUUCUAAAAGUUUCAUUGACAAGAUCAACAGUGAAUUCACUAGUUCCUUGCAUUUCGCUUCCCCCUUACCUGGUUCUCGUACAAACGAAUUUGAUCUGGUGAGAGGUGUGUUACAGAUACUUCAAGGGUUUUCAAGCAGUUUGUUUUACUGGGAGAAGGGGAUCGAGCAGGGUUAUCGUGCGAGAAAGGGGUUAUAUGUUACGCACCUCUCUCAGACAAGUCUUGGUAUGGUCUUAGAUCAAUUUGUUUAUUCAGCAACAUGCUUGAAAUUGGUAGAGCUUACGCUCUGUCAGAUAGAAGAUAUGUCUGGCAGGUCGAGGUCGCCUCCACCUACCUUGAGAGCAUUUGCUUCCUCAGCUUCUGCUUGGCUUAGAAAAUUACGCGAUAUUGCUUUGACAGAGGAACUAAAGAUGAACAACUCUAAUACUGGGACUGCUCCUACCAUUUUGGGAUUGGGAAAUUCUUUAACAAGGCUUUGUGGUGGAGCAGAAUAUUUAUUGCAGAUAGUGCAUGGUGCCAUCCCGAUUGAAGGUGACACGCCUCUCUCAUCUGCUGAAACUGCUGUUCACAUUCUCAACCACCUUUAUGAAAAGCUUAAUGAUGCUUGCCUUGUGCAAGGUGGUGAGGAAGAUUCAUACAGGAUGCUACUCUAUAUCUUUGUUGGAUGUUUAUUGCCAUAUAUUGAGGUUCUUGAUUCCUGGCUUUUUGAGGGAAUACUAGAUGACCCCUUUGAGGAGAUGUUCUUUUAUGCAAACAAAGCGAUUGCUAUAGACGAGGCUGAAUUCUGGGAGAAGAGUUACCUGUUAAGAUCAACACAGCAUAAGAAGCUAAGUGUGGGUCAUGUGAGUGAUUUAUUUCCCUUGACACAGAAAAAGAUGGCUGGAAAAGUAGCAUCAGUUCCAUCAAAAACAAGGGGGCAAAAUGAGUAUGAUCAAGUGGUUUGUCCUUUGUUCUUGAAAGAUAUUGCAAAAGAAAUAAUUUCAGCUGGAAAGUCGUUGCAGCUGAUCCAGCAUAUUCCUAUCACAUCAACACUUGUUGGUAGGCAUCAGGAGAAAGAAGGGUGCAUGACUCAUCAGCUAAGCUUGUCAGAAAUUUUUUGUUUGUCAUUAACAGCUCUGAUUGGUCAUGGUGAUCACAUGUCUGAAAUCUUUUGGAAAAAUGAUAAAAUUGUUUCUGCAACUUCAACGGAGAAAUUAUUAGUAGCAUACUCGGAGAAGAUUUGGCAUAAGUUUUUGGCUGAUGCACUCAACAACGACAUGAAAGUAGAACAGAAUCUAGAUUUGGUUCUUAGCUCCUUUUGUCCUGAAAAUCCCACUAUAACUGUAUGCCAAAAGGUUCUUCAAGCAAAAGCAAAUACCCACGAUUGGAAUUCAUUAAACCUUUCUAAAAACUACAUUCUCCCUCCUUUGAAUGAUGACAAAUUGAGGAAAGCUAUAUUUGGUGGAAUGGGUGAAGAGUUUAUGACAGCUAAAGGAACAAGUUAUGCCUGUGGUUUUCCAUUCGGUGAUUCUCGCUCUCAACAUGGCAUAAAGGUGGUGGAAUCUUUAUUUCCAUUUCCGACUAUCCUUCCGUCCUUUAAGGAGGAGCUUAUGAUGUCGGAGGUUUUACCAUUCCAAAAAAACAGCACCCUUGUGUCAAAAGUCCUUGGCUGGAUUCAAACUGUUGAACCAAAAUCUACUCCACUUCCUGUUGUUAUUUUGAGGGAAUGCCUUACGUUUUAUAUCAAGAAGCAGGUAGAUCAUAUUGGGAAUCAGAUAUUGUCAAAGUUGCUACAUGACUGGAAAUUGAUGGCUGAGCUGGGAGUGCUGCGGGAUGUAUAUUUGUUAGGCUCUGGUGAUCUUCUGCAGCAUUUCUUGACAGUAGUUUUCAAUAAGCUGGACAAAGGAGAAUCAUGGGACGAUGAUUUUGAGUUGAACACAGUGUUACAGGACUCAAUACGGAACUCUGCUGAUGCCACAGUACUAAGCUCACCGGAUUCCUUAGUUGUAUCUUUAACAAAAAGUGAUGGUGAUGCUCAACAAACUACUACAUCAUCAUCAUCAUCAUCAUCAUUUCUUGUCUCGAGUCCCCGUAAAAAUCAUCGUGCACAGGUCUCUGGAAUCAAUGACCUUGACUCCCUUAACUUCACAUACAAGGUCUCGUGGCCUCUUGAACUUAUAGCUAAUGCUGAAACUCUAAAGAAAUACAACCAGGUACAAUUAGGUUGCGUUUAG
Lactuca saligna is the source of this 2381-nucleotide messenger RNA. NCBI's taxonomy places the organism in Eukaryota, Viridiplantae, Streptophyta, Magnoliopsida, Asterales, Asteraceae. The record is from the annotation of a GenBank genome assembly.